AUGGCUCGUAUUGCUGCCUUGUGCGUCUUGGCUGCUGCAGCCCUUUGCAUGCUCCGAAACAUUGCCUUUGUCUCAGCGCCUGCGCGCACCACCGCAGACCCCGCAGUGGCAGCUGGUGCAGCGGUGUUGGCAACUGUGCCAAUGGGAGCAGAUGCCUUCGUCUUCAAGGGCAAGGAGUACUUUGACGUCUUCUAUGGCAUUGAGCCUUUGGCCUGGGCCUUCUGCGGCUUUGUCAUCGUCUACUAUGGCGCUGUUGUGAAGAACGCUGCGCAAAAGCGCCUCACAUGCAAAAACUGA
Durusdinium trenchii is the source of this 297-nucleotide messenger RNA. The record is from the annotation of a GenBank genome assembly. NCBI's taxonomy places the organism in Eukaryota, Dinophyceae, Suessiales, Symbiodiniaceae.